Molecule: messenger RNA, 1260 nt
Organism: Microplitis demolitor
Lineage: Eukaryota; Metazoa; Arthropoda; Insecta; Hymenoptera; Braconidae
Product: mitochondrial pyruvate carrier 2
Exons: 4
Coding region: 202-582 (126 amino acids)
Biological process (GO): pyruvate import into mitochondria
Cellular component (GO): mitochondrial inner membrane
Molecular function (GO): pyruvate transmembrane transporter activity
Source: RefSeq, a predicted model, not a curated record
AGGAAGGAAAAGAAAACGCGAGUAUCGUCAGUCAGUUUUACAGUAACGUACGUUAGUUCACACAUAACAUCGACGCGUUCAAUAUCACGGUUUACGAUAUAUAAUAACUCUCGAGCCUUAAGUAAAUAUCGUAGUACACGAGGCAUCAAGGGCACGUGAUAAAUUUUUAUUAUUAUUAGAAAAACAAAUAUAAAUAUUAAAAUGACUUCUCUUGUGUACAAAAACUCAAUGAAGGCUAUCGGUAAAUUUGUGCCUGAAAAAUUACAACCUCUGUGGAAUCAUCCAGCUGGUCCGCAGACAAUAUUUUUCUGGGCGCCAGCAUUCAAAUGGGGUCUCGUGAUAGCGGGUCUUGGAGACUUGCAACGACCAGCAGAUAAAAUAUCAUUGAGUCAAUCGGGGGCACUAGGAGUAACCGGAGUUAUAUGGACGCGAUAUUCAUUAGCUAUUACACCAAGGAAUUGGAGUUUAUUUAGCGUUAAUCUUUUUGUGGCUUUCACAGCACUAUAUCAAGUUGCUAGAGCCAUUAAAUAUCAACAAGAACAGAAAUCAAAAUCAAUAGAAGCACCGACGAUUAAACAAUGAUAAAUAUAAAACAAUCAUUCCACUAGAUAAAAUAAAAUAUCGCAAGUUAGCACUGACUGUUUUUAUUUAUACAUUGCUCAAGGAAUAAUUAAACCACGAUAAUAAUAGAUAAAUAAAUAAAUAAACAAGUAUCUUCCGUGACGAAAAAUAUAUAUCGACGAUGAAUGUCAGCAGAUUUAAUGAUAAAUAAUAUAUCAAUGGAAGAUUGAGAUCAUAAAUAAACCAAAGUAAAUUAAUUGCGAUUGUCAAAAAAAACCAGUGAUAAAUUGUGAUACGAGUUAAUGGUGCUCAUAUCAAUUGAUAAGACUACUCUAUAGUCAUUUUAUCACUGCAGAUAAUAUUAAUUACACUUACUUAUAAUUAACUGUAAUAAAGUAUAAAAUAUUACAUAAGACAAAUUUAAAAAGUGUCAAGACUAAAUAAUUAUCGUUAUAAAUAACUCGAACUUUAAGAAAUAAUUAAUAGUAUGUAUGUAGAAGUAUGUAAAAACUGUACGUCUUGAUAUUGUUAAAAAAUUAUAAGUCUUUUAUAUAUAAAAAAAUAAUAAAAUAAUAAUUGAAUUAUUUAUGAAACUAACUGUUGAAAAUAUUUAUCGUCACAUACUUUAAUUUGAGUCAAUUUCUAGUAAAUUUAAUUGUUGAUCAUUUUUAUAGCUAACGUAAUAAACUUAUUGACAAG